This is a messenger RNA of Heteronotia binoei (common prickly gecko), 2672 nucleotides long. RefSeq names its product PAT1 homolog 2 (gene PATL2). The record is from RefSeq and is a predicted model, not a curated record. Gene Ontology annotation, cellular component: P-body. Lineage: Eukaryota; Metazoa; Chordata; Lepidosauria; Squamata; Gekkonidae. Gene Ontology annotation, biological process: deadenylation-dependent decapping of nuclear-transcribed mRNA; P-body assembly. The transcript has 19 exons. Gene Ontology annotation, molecular function: RNA binding. The coding region runs from base 63 to 2273 and encodes 736 amino acids.
GCCCCGCCCUGAGAAGGGGCUUCAAAAGACGCUGCCAAUGAUGCCGGGCGAGGGGGAGAAAGAUGGCGGAGGGGGGCGGAGUCUCGAGCCCUGUGAUUCUAGAGGAUUACUUUAUGGCAGAAGAAGAACUUUUGCUUGACAAAACAGGUGAAGAGGAUGAGAUUGAUCUUUACAAUAACUUGACCUUCACUUCCUCAGCCUAUCUGGAGGAAAGUGAGGCAAAAACCUUGGCUGCAGAUCCAGAAAAGGCUCCCGUGAAUGGAUUGGAAGAAGCGGUGCCUGCCGGGGAAGAGGUGGGCCAUUCAGAAACAGCAGAGGAGCAGCUGAUGCUAGAAGAUGUGUCAGAAGAUGAAAGCCAUCACUCUGAGCCGGAGAUUGUUUAUGAAGCCAUAGAGGAGUUAGGGGAGGAGGAGAUGGACAUGGCCGAACAGGAAGAGGAUCCUACGGGGGAGGAAGCAGACGAACAGAACGACCUGGGAGACCCUGCUGUCAUGAGAGCCGUGCGGGGCCAGUUUGCCUCAGAAGAAAGAUGGCCUCCGAGUCUCCUCCACUCAGCCUCUUUGUCAGGCUUGUCUGACUGCCAUGACCCUUCUCUUUCCGCAUGGCGAAGUUACUGGGGUGGGGAAGGAAAGAGAGAGGAUUCUGGUGUACUUAACCGUAGGAUUGCCAGCAGCCUUCCAGAUUACGCUACUGAUUACUUGAAUAAUUGCUUUGAGGCAGCUUCAAAAUCCGAUUUGUGGAACUCAGCACUGAGACGUACCUCAUCCCGAAAUCUGAUGGAGCUGCAGACAAUUUACGGAGAAGCUUCUCCCCUCAAGCGCUCGGCCUUCCGUGGGAGGUCCCGUAAGCCCUCUUCCCAGCGCUUCAUGCGGCCGCAGUCUCCCAUGAUGCCUUCUAUGCGAUCGCCAUAUCCAUUCACACCACCCCGCAGGACACGGUGCACGUUUAGCCUUAAUCGGACAUCGGGCUAUGCUUCACCCUCCUUUAGACCCUGGUUUUCAAACGUCAAUAGCCCAACCUGGCCUCUGAGUCGCUCUCUUGAUCCUCUGCUCUUCAGCCCAUCAGCUAGCAGCCAACAGAAGUUCAGCUUGGCCAAUGCCAUGACUCAGCUGCACCCCCUGCAUCAGCGGAUCCUGACUCAAAGGCAACAGCGAGGGGGAGACCAGAGAAUCCCCUCUAUGGAACCUCAGCCUCCGGAGACAGAUCCUUAUAGGGCCCUCAUGACUUCACUGGAAAAGGACUGGGUAAUAAAAGUGCAGAUGAUGCAGCUACAGAGUGAAAACCCCCAGAGGGACGACUACUACUAUCAGGAGUAUUAUCGCAAGCUGGAGCAUAAACAGGCAGAGAAGGGACUCCUGGGCAGGUGCAAGCAUGAAGUCCCCAAGCUAGUCACACCAUAUAUCCAGAAAGUGGAGACAUAUGAAUCAGUGGUGCGGAUCCCAGGGUCCUUGGGCCAGGUGGCUGUGUCCACGUGCUAUAGCCCUCGCAGGGCCAUUGAUGCUGUACAUCACAUCCCACUGGAGCAGGCUGUUGGGAAUCAGCGAGUACAAAUGCUGUAUCAGAUUGAGAAGAUGUACCUGCAACUGUUGGAUAUUGAGGACACUCAGCGGAAAUUGGUCCUGGCCCCAGAGGAACAACAUUCUCACUUCUGUGAUAAACUGGUUCACGAGGUGGGGCACAUCUAUCAAACUCUGAGAAUUGAAGACUGCAACAACAAAGAGGAAACGAAAGAUGAGUUCCUACAAAUCUUGCUGGUGGGAAAAGGAAAGAGGCUGGUGGCCCGUCUGUUGCCGCACUUGUCCCCAAAACAGGCCAAGCAGGUCCUGGUCACUGUUACAAAGCACUUGCCUUUCCUUAUAAAGAAGGACCUACUGGAUGAGACCCUGCCCAUUCUAUAUGGUCCCCUUGGCGAGGUCGUUGAACAGCUCACCUUCAGCGAGAUGGUGAACAUCCUUCAGGAGCUGACCGGGCUGCAGCCGGAUUCUGUGAAGCAGUCGCUUGCUAUGAUAUUUGGGAACAAGUUUGCUGUCUCUCUCCUGUAUUUGCUGCUGAGCCACGGUGAGAGAUGUCUUUCCUCCAGCAUGCCCCUAGAGCCCCGCAUUGGAGACUUUGAGAAAUGGUUGGAUACAGUGCUCCUUGUUGCUAGGGAGCUCUCUCAAGUGUCCAAGGCCAACAUAGUGGAGCCCCUUUACAUGCCCACCAAUCUUCAUUUUCUGUUCUGCCGCUAUGUGGACAAAGAGACGGUGAAUCGUCUGGAUGUCAAGAUGGAAUAGAGUAUUGGAUGAUCUAAAUGGUUGCCCAAAACUUCUGGGAUUCUUGGAGCAGAUUCCCUGCAGCAGCGUGGGACUCCUACCGGUAGCGACAUCUCCCUUUACCAUGAGAACUGAAAUACAGUGGCCACUUAUCAAAUGGGAUGCAUAAUUUAACUUCACAACCUUUUCUUCCUAGGGUUUAAUUUCUUUUCCCACUUAAAGCGCUCUAUGCUGGUUUAUCAAUAGACAAUCUGGGCAGCAGACCACGCGACACACACUUAACUGCCAGAGCUGGUGGACAAACAGCUGACCUGUACAGUGUAAAUUAUGGCCAUUGGGUGUGGGAAGGGAGGGCAAAUUCUUUGUGUUUGGGGCUUUGUAUAUAUACAGCACUUAAUAAAAUAAAAGCAAAUACCAGAA